Molecule: messenger RNA, 1630 nt
Organism: Urocitellus parryii (Arctic ground squirrel)
Lineage: Eukaryota; Metazoa; Chordata; Mammalia; Rodentia; Sciuridae
Gene: Psmc3
Product: proteasome 26S subunit, ATPase 3
Molecular function (GO): ATP binding; ATP hydrolysis activity
Source: RefSeq, a predicted model, not a curated record
CGGCACAAAAAGGACGAGGGCGGGAACAUUUCAGGAAGUUGGGGCGUGUUCUGUGGCCCGAGUUUGGUCUUAGGGUCGGAGCAGCAGAUUCGCUCCGGUGGCGUGGUUGGAGUUGACUCGACCAAGAGAAAGGAUUUGCGGGAGACGUUCGCCAUUAGUGACGAAAAGGCGUUAAAAGGGACGGUAUUAAUCUCCCGCUGCGGCUCCUGCCCAUUCCCUUCUUCGGCCUUUUCCUCUAGGAAAUGAAUGUGCUGCCGCAACUUGAGAGCCCAGUGACUCGGCAGGAGAAGAUGGCGACCGUGUGGGAUGAAGCUGAGCAAGAUGGAAUUGGAGAGGAGGUGCUUAAGAUGUCCACGGAAGAGAUCAUCCAGCGCACACGGCUUCUAGACAGCGAGAUCAAGAUCAUGAAGAGUGAAGUGUUACGGGUCACCCAUGAACUUCAAGCCAUGAAAGACAAGAUCAAAGAAAACAGUGAGAAAAUCAAAGUGAACAAGACCCUGCCAUACCUAGUCUCCAAUGUUAUCGAGCUGCUAGAUGUUGAUCCCAAUGACCAAGAAGAGGAUGGUGCCAAUAUCGACCUGGACUCUCAAAGGAAGGGAAAGUGUGCAGUGAUCAAAACCUCCACACGACAGACAUACUUCCUACCUGUGAUUGGGUUGGUGGAUGCUGAAAAGCUGAAGCCGGGAGACCUGGUGGGUGUGAACAAAGACUCCUAUCUGAUCCUGGAGACUCUGCCUACAGAGUAUGACUCACGGGUGAAGGCCAUGGAGGUGGAUGAGAGGCCCACGGAGCAAUACAGUGACAUCGGGGGCCUGGACAAGCAGAUCCAGGAGCUGGUGGAAGCCAUUGUCCUGCCGAUGAACCACAAAGAGAAGUUUGAGAACUUGGGGAUCCAACCUCCAAAGGGGGUGCUGAUGUAUGGGCCCCCAGGUACAGGGAAGACACUGCUGGCCCGGGCCUGUGCUGCACAGACCAAGGCCACCUUCCUCAAGCUAGCUGGCCCCCAGCUGGUACAGAUGUUCAUUGGAGAUGGUGCUAAGCUGGUUCGGGAUGCUUUUGCCCUGGCCAAGGAGAAGGCACCAUCCAUCAUCUUUAUUGAUGAGCUGGAUGCCAUUGGCACCAAGCGCUUUGACAGUGAGAAAGCCGGGGACCGGGAGGUGCAGAGGACCAUGCUGGAGCUUCUAAACCAGCUGGAUGGCUUCCAGCCCAAUACCCAAGUAAAGGUAAUUGCAGCCACUAAUAGGGUAGACAUCCUGGACCCUGCCCUGCUCCGUUCAGGUCGCCUGGACCGCAAGAUCGAGUUCCCUAUGCCUAAUGAGGAGGCCAGGGCCAGAAUCAUGCAGAUUCAUUCCCGGAAGAUGAACGUCAGUCCUGAUGUGAACUACGAGGAGCUGGCCCGCUGCACUGAUGACUUCAAUGGCGCCCAGUGCAAGGCUGUGUGUGUGGAGGCGGGCAUGAUCGCGCUGCGCAGGGGUGCCACCGAGCUCACCCAUGAGGACUACAUGGAGGGCAUCCUGGAGGUUCAGGCCAAGAAGAAAGCCAACCUGCAGUACUAUGCCUAGGGGCCCCAGGCCCAACCCUUAGUGCUGCUGGUUAGAGUUUGUAAUAAAAGAUGGUUUGGCUCACUGCC